Leguminivora glycinivorella is the source of this 3251-nucleotide messenger RNA. Its product is annotated as dynein axonemal intermediate chain 7-like. NCBI's taxonomy places the organism in Eukaryota, Metazoa, Arthropoda, Insecta, Lepidoptera, Tortricidae. Gene Ontology annotation, molecular function: microtubule binding; beta-tubulin binding. The coding region runs from base 1 to 2640 and encodes 879 amino acids. Gene Ontology annotation, cellular component: axoneme. The transcript has 26 exons. The record is from RefSeq and is a predicted model, not a curated record.
AUGGUGGCAAAGAAAGAUAAAAAAGGGAAAAAAGAAGAACCCGAGCCAGAACCGGAAAUCCCAGAUGAACAGCUGCUGGGGGCAACGGAUCUGGAACCGGAACCAGAAGAGAUACAAUGGACUGACACUUCCUACACCAGCGCUUCGUUCGAGUCCCUACCACCAGCUCCAAUCGAGGAAGUUAAAAAGAAGCCUAAGAAGAAGAAGAAGGCGGCUGAAGAGGAAGUUGUCAAAGAGGAAGAGGUCGCUUUCCAAUGGUCUGAAGAGAGUCUUCCCGUGGAGGAAGAAGAGACUGAAAAAAAAGUCGUGGAGGAACAGGAAGUAGAAACGAAGAAGGGGAAGAAGGGGAAAAAGGGGAAGAAACCGAAAGAGGAAAUACCCGAGUUUGAGAAGCCCAAAGAGUGGAAGAAAAUGAACAAGAAGCAAAGAGAAGAGUGGCUCGUGAACAGAAUAGAAGAAUGGCGCGCCGAGAAAGAAGCAGAGAAGCAAGCCAUCCUGGCGGGUGCGAAAGAGAAGAGACUAACCCUGGCGAGAGAGAGGGCAGAGCUGUUAGCCAAAGAUAAUAAGGAACAAGAGAUAAGGAGAGAUAUAUUGCAGAAGACUUGUUCACUGUUUUCUAAAUUUGAAAGGGAGAAAAUCGAAUAUGUCAACAAUCAGCAGCGAAUGGCUGAGUGGCAACAAUACCUUCGUUGCGAUGGCCUGCCAGAUCCCCGUGUACCCACACAGAUGAACACAUACCUGCACGUCUGGGAGAAAACUAACGCUUGCGAUGCGGAUGAGCUGGAUCGACGGUGCGUUGAGGCGUUACCGAUGAUGCUAAUGCUCGAAGAAAUGGUGGCAAACCCGAAGCAGUUUACACCGUUGCAACUACAAAGCUACAAUGAAGUCCGUUUACAACUGCGCGAGCAACUCUCAGAGACCAUCCAGUGCGCGUCCUACAUGAUCCUGCGCAACUUAGAAAAGAACCUAAAGUUCGAGUCCAUAAAGCUGGCCACUUAUAACCGGGAGUUCAAGGGUCUGAAGCUGAACAUAUGGGUCGCUGUGCGCAUGCCCACUAGGAAGAAGAAACCUGUGGAACCGGAACCAGUACCAGUGGAGCUAGAGUUCCCAGCUCUUAACGUUGGUCUGAAACUGCCAAAGACCAUAGACGGUAGCUGCGUUUGUGUGCGAGCUGCCAAGUCCGAGGUGGAUUUACUGAGCGAGUCAUCCAGGUCUUAUGCAUUGGCUGCAGAAGUAGCUAACAGAUACACAGACCUUUUCGUAUUCAUGGUGAAGGAACAUCUAGAAAUGCUGAGAAUCAAAGCAGAGCAGGAUGCCGUAAGAAGCGCUUUCUAUAAGGAGAUCAACGCCAAAAUCAGAGAACUGGAGAAUUUCUUGAAGGCCAACCAAUACACGAAGAACGAGAAAGAGAAAGAAGACUUGGACAAUCUAAACAUGUCGGAACCCCCCUUCAUGCAAGACCCCAGAACGUUGAUCGGGGAAAAUAACGAGGCGGCGUUUCAAAAAUAUCUAAAGAAAUGUAAUACAAGAACGAGAGCGGGCGAGGUUCAUCUUAGGAAAUACAGGAUUUGCGGGGGCACGCUCAACUUGGACCUUCUGAUCGUACCGCCACAGCCGAAGCGACUCAGAAAUAACGUGUAUCUCUCCACAUUGCUAAUACCGAAACGCCUACAACCAAUGCCGUACCAGGUUCAAUUCCGGGCCCCGGGACCCCCGCCGCCCGGGGUUACCCGGACCCCGGAGGAGAUUGAAGCGGAGAUGAAAAAAGUCGAAGCGGAGUAUGAGAAACUAGCACAAGUGUUCAUACAAUUGCCCCAAGACAUGAUGUGGUCAGAGCCGCCCGUCAUCUGCCAAUGGCAGGAGAACAGGAAACUCUGGACAACGAACUACAUUAAUGACUAUAAGUUCAACGAGGAUAAACUCACUGUCCAGUUCCGGACUGGAGUGUUAUGGCCGAUCGGGAUAGCCACGCUACGAUACAGUAACAUGCCGUACCAGGGAUGGGACAUGAGACCUGAUCCUAACGGGAAAGGCGUACUGCUGACCGUGACAGGCGCCUGCGUGACCGUCACCUGGAUCUGCGUCGGGAACGCCGUGAAGCUGAAGUGGAUCGCCAACGCGACCACUCGCGCGCUCAAGGAGCAUUUUGGGAAGAAAUUCUCGGUCAAAGGGAUGGUUCAGGUGAUGCGCGCCGCGGCCUGUGACUUUUUCCCGGAUUUCGACGGACACAACCACUUAGAAGGCACAUGUCCGAAAGAGUGGGUGAUUGAGAGGCACGUUUACCACGCCAUGGCUAUGCUGUCCAGGGCUUACAACUUUCAGUGGAGCAGAUGGAACGUCGGCGCUGGCAGUAGAAACAUAGUCAUGCAACUGAGAGAGGCCGUUGACAAGAAACGAGAGGCAAAAUUCAACCUCCUGUACACGAACCCCAAGCAGGCGACCAUUUUGAAAUGCAACGAGCUAAGCAAUGAGUUGACUCUGGAGCCCAUGGUUGGACUUGGGUAUUACCCGGACCUGUUCACUUUAAACAUGUCGUACGGCUCGGCGGACGCGCGCCGAGCGACCUUCAACGUAAAGUUCAACCUGGUGGAAACCGUCUUCGAAAUGCUGCAGGAACUGAAACUGUCUAGUUAUUCGUGAAGAUAAUAUUUAAAUAUAGAAAAACCAACUAACCUAACCACAAAAUUUAAAUUUUGAAAAAACCCCCGACCGCGACAUAGUGGGCCGAUUUUCAUGAAACAUGCCUAAGAACAUUCCCGACUAAGUACGUUUUCACAUUAGCCGAUCCGAUAUCGGAAGUAUGACCGAUAUUCUAUAUGUAUAUUAGAGGCGCCAUCUUGGAUUUUUUCCAUUGAAAUCCUUCCGACAUCCGAUAUUGGAUCGGAUAAUGUGGACACGGACUAACUCAGCUUUCAAAGAAAAAAAAAACUAAAUCGAAAUUGGUACAUCCGUUCGGGAGCUACGAUGCCACAGACAGACAGUCGUUUUUUGCGUCGGGGGUUAAAAAUAAUAGUUAAAUAUAGCAAAACACAGUUUACAUUUAAAAUUAUACGCCUGUCAAACAACUACCUAUACUCCAUUUCAAAUACAAAGGCCUUUCCUAACAUAAGGCGUUGGAAUUAUCAAAAUGUAUAUCAAAGUUCAUUAUUGUAUGACAGAAACAGACGACGGGAUACUGAACCUAAUAAAAUUACCUUCUAAGCAUAGAAUUUUGUUUUAUUCUAGAAAUCUUACCUUGAGCACCUCGGACA